Zootoca vivipara (common lizard) is the source of this 2249-nucleotide messenger RNA. It is a transcript of the gene USP14, whose product is annotated as ubiquitin specific peptidase 14. Gene Ontology annotation, molecular function: protein binding; proteasome binding; cysteine-type deubiquitinase activity. Gene Ontology annotation, biological process: proteasome-mediated ubiquitin-dependent protein catabolic process; protein deubiquitination; regulation of proteasomal protein catabolic process. The record is from RefSeq and is a predicted model, not a curated record. Lineage: Eukaryota; Metazoa; Chordata; Lepidosauria; Squamata; Lacertidae.
GCGCGCGCACCCGUCCGCGCUUGCAGCGUCAUCCUGAGGGGCCGGUUUGAAUGAGACCCCGAGGAAAGGAAGCGCCGCGCCGCCAGAGCUCCUUCUCGCUUCCUCUGCGCGCCCUGAGCUGCCGCUGCUGCCGCUCCUCUCCUCCAGCCUUCUUCCUGCAGGCUGCUCCCGCUCGCCGCCAUGCCGCUUUUCACAGUUAACGUAAAGUGGGGCAAGGAGAAAUUUGAUGGAGUGGAGCUGAAUACAGAUGAACCUCCAAUGGUAUUCAAAGCGCAGCUUUUUGCUUUGACUGGAGUUCAGCCUGACAGACAAAAAGUGAUGGUGAAAGGUGGAACUUUAAAGGAUGAUGAUUGGGGCAACAUCAAAAUAAAAAAUGGCAUGACCUUAUUAAUGAUGGGUUCUGCUGAAGCGCUUCCGGAAGAACCAAUUGCUCGGCCUGUCUUUGUGGAAGAUAUGACAGAAGAACAGUUAGCCUCAGCUAUGGAGUUACCAUGCGGCUUAACAAAUCUUGGGAAUACGUGUUAUAUGAAUGCUACAGUUCAGUGUAUUCGUUCUGUGCCAGAAUUGAAAGAGGCCCUUAAGAGAUAUGCUGGUGCCUUAAGAGCUUCAGGAGAAAUGGCCUCUGCUCAGUACAUCACAGCAGCUCUUAGAGAUUUAUUUGAUUCCAUGGAUAAAACCUCCUCUAGUAUCCCUCCCAUCAUUCUCCUCCAGUUUUUACAUAUGGCCUUUCCCCAGUUUGCGGAGAAAGGGGAUCAAGGCCAAUAUCUUCAACAGGAUGCCAAUGAAUGCUGGGUUCAGAUGAUGCGAGUCCUGCAGCAGAAGCUAGAAGGGAUCGAAGAUGACACAGUUAUGGAAACUGACUCUGGAGCUUCAGGAGCAGCAGCAGCACCUCCUAAAAAGAAGAGCUUAAUUGACCAGUUUUUCAGUAUUGAGUUUGAAACUGUCAUGAAAUGCACAGAAGCAGAAGAGGAGGAUGUCACAAAAGGAAGAGAGAAUCAACUCCAACUUAGUUGUUUUAUCAAUCAAGAAGUAAAAUAUCUUUUCACGGGUCUUAAACUGCGUCUUCAAGAAGAAAUUACCAAGCUGUCUCCAACAUUGCAAAGAAAUGCACUGUAUAUAAAAUCUUCCAAGAUAAGUCGCUUGCCAGCCUACCUGACUAUUCAGAUGGUUCGUUUCUUUUACAAAGAGAAAGAAUCUGUGAAUGCCAAAGUUCUCAAGGAUGUUAAAUUCCCUCUUAUGUUGGAUGUAUUUGAGCUAUGUACAUCAGAACUUCAAGAAAAGAUGACCCCGUAUCGAUCAAAAUUCAAGGAACUAGAAGACAAAAAAGCGAAUCAGCAGCCAAAGAACUCUAGUAAAGGUGAUGGUGCACAGAAGGAAGUUAAAUACGAGCCAUUUUCCUUUGAUGAUGAUAUUGGCUCCAACAACUGUGGAUAUUAUGACCUACAGGCAGUGCUAACACACCAGGGAAGAUCUAGUUCUUCUGGACAUUACGUAUCUUGGGUUAAAAGAAAACAAGAUGAGUGGAUUAAAUUUGAUGAUGACAAAGUCAGCAUUGUUACACCUGAAGAUAUUUUGAGGCUAUCAGGGGGUGGAGACUGGCAUAUAGCUUACGUUCUACUUUAUGGGCCACGCAGAAUCGAAGUAGUGGAAGCGGAAGCUGAUGAAUAGACUUCAUUUUUACUAUUUCUGCCUAGGUGUGAAAUAAAUUUCUUAACUCCAGAGCUUCACAGAGGCUGCAAAUUUGGUUCAUUCAGUCUACUGUCAUUUGGAGCGGCAAGGAAGCAAAUCAGGUUUUGAAACUGACCUCUGCACUAAAGUCACUACUACAGUCAGUCACUCAAUAGUUGUUAUAUUUGAAAUUGAUUUUAGUUUUUGGGUUGCAAAAAAAGACCAUUUUAAAACAACUAAAUUUUAACAAAAUUAGGCAGGCCUCCUGCUCUUUCCUCUAAUGUUAUCAGCAAGAUAUUUAUUACACACCUAUUCAUGCAUCAUUUUGUUGUUAAUUCUUGCAUGGUUUCUACCAGUUCAGUAGCUGUCGAUCCUUUCUAUUGUGUCUUGACAGCUUUGUCAAGUGGAAUAUCAGUUGUUGACUCAACAUGUAACAGUGCUGCUGCCCAUAGCCUAUGGGAAUAUGGCUACAAUCACGUAUUUGUCCAGCCUGAUGUGCCAACCUGGUCUGUUCUGUUGCUGGCAUUCCAUGACUUUGAAUAAAUGGUGAUCAGUAAUGAUGGUGCUUCUUACAUAAAUGU